GAAUCCUGUAGUUUGGGGAAAAAGCAGUACGUAACAUUUCAUGAGGUUUUAAAAUCUAAACAAUUUUAAUAAUAAAUUUGGGGGUAUGUUUUAUUACAGAAGAUUUAAAAUAAUUCAUAGUAAUUACAAAGCAAUGAGAUUAUAUGCAAAUAAAUGGAAAACUUUUUAUAACAGGUAAUUUCACUUAAGUUCACCUUACAGAAUUCUUUCUUUUGUACAGUUUAAGUGUGAUGGGGGUAACCCAAGCGGUAUAAAUGUGAAAACUAAACAUGUACUUUCCUAUUCAAGGAAAGUCAUAAUGUAAAUAGUUGUAGAGUAAGUUGGAUGGAGGGGUGUUAGGAAAUUAUUUUAAGCAAGUAAUUUGGAAAAAGAAAGUUUUGAAAAGAAACCGUCAUAACCUCGAAAAAUUAACGCUCACAAAGUAAACCAAAUAAAUCAUCAGACCUUUACAAAUUCGUAUUGAAAACCACUGAGAUUUGUAAUCCCACGAGACAGAAAGAGCCAGGAUUCUUACAGUCGUCUCAUGGGGUUUCCACACCACUUCCAAAUCCACUGAUAGAGAACCGCUCCAUCAACUGACAUUUUCAGAAUUGAAUUUCACACGCGCAUCAAACGCGCCUUGGGUUUCUUCCGUGUAACCCACCAGGAAGCUCGGCUGCGGGCCUUUCGGCCGAGACUAGAGCCCCGCCCCGGGGAUGCGGCCUCGGAGCCGGCCGCUCUAGGCCCGGCGGCCGCUCUCUAUGGUCGGGCGGGCGGUGUGUUGUCAUCCGCGGAGCGACGGCUGGAGGUGGCUGCGUAGGCCCCGGCGGGGCGUUUGGUUUCCGUUUGGCCCUGACUGGAGUUAAUAUUGACGGCCGAAAUGGGAGUCCCCAAGUUUUACCGAUGGAUCUCGGAGCGAUAUCCCUGCCUCAGCGAAGUGGUGAAGGAGCAUCAGAUUCCUGAAUUUGAUAACUUAUACCUGGAUAUGAAUGGAAUUAUACAUCAGUGUUCCCAUCCUAAUGAUGAUGAUGUUCACUUCAGAAUUUCAGAUGAUAAAAUCUUCACUGAUAUUUUUCACUACUUGGAGGUGUUGUUCCGCAUUAUUAAGCCCAGGAAAGUAUUCUUCAUGGCUGUUGAUGGUGUGGCUCCUCGAGCAAAGAUGAACCAACAGCGUGGGAGGCGUUUUAGGUCAGCAAAGGAGGCUGAAGAAAAAAUUAAAAAGGCAAUAGAAAAAGGAGAAACUCUCCCUGCAGAGGCCAGAUUUGAUUCCAACUGUAUUACACCAGGGACUGAAUUCAUGGCCAGGUUACACGAACAUCUGAAGUAUUUUGUAAAUAUGAAAAUUUCUACAGACAAAUCGUGGCAAGGAGUUACCAUCUACUUCUCAGGCCAUGAGACUCCUGGAGAAGGAGAGCAUAAAAUCAUGGAGUUUAUCAGAUCCGAGAAGGCAAAGCCAGAUCAUGAUCCAAACACCAGGCACUGUCUUUAUGGCUUAGAUGCUGACUUGAUUAUGCUUGGAUUAACAAGUCAUGAGGCACAUUUCUCUCUUUUAAGAGAAGAAGUUCGAUUUGGUGGCAAAAAGACUCAAAGGGUAUGCGCACCAGAAGAAACCACAUUUCACCUCCUACACUUGUCUUUAAUGAGAGAGUAUAUUGACUAUGAGUUUUCAGCAUUAAAAGACAAGAUCACAUUUAAAUAUGAUAUUGAAAGGAUAAUAGAUGAUUGGAUUUUGAUGGGAUUUCUUGUUGGCAAUGAUUUUAUCCCUCAUCUACCUCAUUUACAUAUUAAUCAUGAUGCACUGCCUCUUCUUUAUGGAACAUAUAUUACCAUCCUGCCAGAACUUGGGGGUUACAUUAAUGAAAGUGGGCAUCUCAACUUACCUCGAUUUGAGAAAUACCUUGUGAAGCUAUCGGAUUUUGAUCGAGAACACUUCAGUGAAGUUUUUGUGGACCUAAAGUGGUUUGAAAGCAAAGUUGGUAACAAGUACCUCAAUGAAGCAGCAGGUGUUGCCGCGGAAGAAGCCAAGAGCUACAAGGAAAAGAAAAAAUCAAAGGGCCAGGAAAAUUCCAUAUGUUGGGCUGCUUUAGACAAAAAUGGAGAAGAAGUGGUAACUUCUAAGGACAAUGUAGAAGAAGAGAUGGAAGAUGAUGACCUAUUUGAAACCGAGUUUAGGCAAUAUAAAAGAACAUAUUACAUGACAAAGAUGGGAGUUGAUGUAGUUUCUGAUGACUUUCUGGCUGAUCAAGCUGCAUGUUAUGUUCAGGCAAUACAGUGGAUUUUGCACUAUUACUAUCAUGGAGUUCAGUCCUGGAGCUGGUUUUAUCCAUACCAUUAUGCACCUUUCCUGUCUGAUAUCCGCAACAUCAGUACACUCAAAAUCCAUUUUGAACUGGGAAAACCUUUUAAGCCAUUUGAACAGCUUCUUGCUGUACUUCCAGCAGCUAGCAAAAAUUUACUUCCUGCAUGCUACCAGCAUUUGAUGACCAGUGACGAUUCGCCAAUUAUAGAAUAUUAUCCACCUGAUUUUAAGACUGACCUAAAUGGGAAACAACAGGAAUGGGAAGCUGUGGUACUAAUACCUUUUAUUGAUGAGAAGCGGUUGUUAGAAGCCAUGGAGACAUGUAACCACUCCCUCAAAAAAGAAGAGAGAAAAAGAAAUCAACAUAGUGAGUGUUUAAUGUGCUGGUUUGACAGCGACACAGAGUUCACCUACCCCUCUCCAUGGCCAGAAAAGUUCCCUCCCGUAGAGCGAUGCUGUGCAAGGUAUAAAAUAAUAUCAUUAGAUGCUUGGCGUAUAGAUAUAAGCAAGAACAACAUAACCAAGGUUGACCAGAAGGCAUUAUAUUUCUGUGGAUUUCCUACUUUGAAACACAUCAAACACAAAUUUUUUUUAAAGAAAAGUGGGGUUCAAGUAUUCCAGCAAAGCAGUCGUGGAGAAAACAUGAUGUUGGAAAUCUUAGUAAAUGCUGAGUCAGAUGAACUUAGUGUAGAAAAUAUAGCUUCAUCAGUGCUUGGGAAGUCUGUCUUUGUUAAUUGGCCUCAUCUUGAAGAAGCUAGAGUUGUUGGUGUAUCAGAUGGAGAAACUAAGUUUUACUUGGAAGAACCUCCAGGAACACAGAAGCUUUAUUUGGGAAGAACUGCACCACCAUCUAAAGUGGUCCAUCUUGGAGACAAAGAACAAUGUAAUUGGACAAAAGAAGUACAAGGAAUUUCAGAAUACUACCUGAGAAGAAAAGGAAUAAUAAUAAACGAAACAUCUGCAGUUGUAUAUGGUCAGUUACUCACAGGUCGUAAAUAUCAAAUAAAUCAAAAUGGAGAAGUCCGUCUAGAGAAACAGUGGUCAAAACAAGUUCUUCCAUUUGUUUAUCAAACCAUUGUCAAAGACAUCCGAGCUUUUGACUCCCGUUUCUCCAGUAUAAAAACAUUGGAUGACUUGUUUCCUCCUAGAAGUAUGGUCUUUAUGCUGGGAACACCCUACUAUGGAUGCACUGGAGAGGUUCAGGAUUCAGGGGAUGUGAUUACAGAAGGCAGAAUUCGUGUGGUUUUCAGCAUUCCAUGUGAACCCAAUCUUGAUGCUUUAAUACAAAACCAGCAUAAAUAUUCUAUAAAGUACAACCCAGGAUAUGUGUUGGCCAGUCGCCUUGGAGUGAGUGGAUACCUUGUUUCAAGGUUUACAGGAAGUAUUUUUAUUGGAAGAGGAUCUAGGAGAAACCCUCAUGGAGACCAUAAAGCAAAUGUGGGUUUGAAUCUCAAAUUCAACAAAAAAAAUGAGGAGGUACCUGGAUAUACUAAGAAAGUUGGAAACGAAUGGAUGUAUUCAUCUGCAGCAGAACAGCUUCUUGCAGAGUACUUGGAGAGAGCUCCAGAGCUAUUCAGUUACAUAGCCAAAAAUAGCCAAGAGGAUGUGUUCUAUGAAGAUGACAUUUGGCCUGGAGAAAAUGAGAACGGUGCUGAGAAAGUUCAAGAAAUUAUUACUUGGCUAAAGGGACAUCCUGUCAGUACUUUGUCUCGGUCUUCUUGUGAUUUACAAAUUCUGGAUGCAGCUAUUGUUGAGAAAAUUGAAGAAGAAAUUGAAAAGUGCAAGCAAAGAAAGAAUAAUAAGAAAGUUCGAGUGACAGUGAAGCCCCAUUUGCUAUACAGACCUUUGGAACAGCAACAUGGGGUUAUUCCUGAUCGGGAUGCAGAAUUUCGUCUCUUUGACCGUGUUGUAAAUGUGAGAGAGAACUUUUCUGUUCCAGUUGGCCUUCGGGGCACCAUCAUAGGAAUUAAAGGGGCUAAUAGAGAAGCUGAUGUACUAUUUGAAGUAUUAUUUGAUGAAGAAUUUCCUGGAGGCUUAACAAUAAGGUGCUCACCUGGUAGAGGUUAUCGACUGCCAACAAGUGCCUUGGUGAACCUUUCUCAUGGGAGUCGCUCUGAGACUGGAAAUCAGAAGUUGACAGCCAUUGUGAAACCACAGCCAGCUGUGAAUCACUAUAGCUCAAAUUCAUCAGUUUCAUCUGGGCAUUUGGGAGGCCUGAACCAUUCCCCUCAAUCACUUUUUGUUCCUACUCAAGUACCUGCUAGAGAUGAUGAUGAAUUUUGUAACAUUUGGCAGUCCUUACAGGGAUCUGGAAAGGUUCAACACUUUCAGCCACUGCUACAAGAGAAGGGUGCAGUUCUACCUCAAGAAAUAAGUCAAGUAACUCAACAUCAUAAAACGGGCUUUAUUGACAACAGCGUUAAGCCGAGAAAACAUGAGCCUCACAGAAAAUUUAAAGAAGAGUGUAAGAGUCCUAAAACUGAGAGUCGGUCACAAAAAAUGUCAAAUAGGCAGGCAUUUGGAGUGCCUGCCAAAUAUAAUAUUAAGCUACUGAAGAGAAAUGAAAAUUCAGAAGUCUCAGAAAAUCAAAAGGUUCUGACUGGUUAUCCAGGUGGUGUUGGUAAGCCUAAUCCUGGAAUCGAGAACUUCUUAGCAUCCUUGAAUAUCUCCAAAGAAAGUGAAAUACAGUCAUCUCAUCAUGAAGAGCCUCCAAGUGAAGAACAUUUGUCACCACAGUCAUUUGCUAUGAAAGGAACUCGGAUGCUUAAAGAAAUUCUAAAAAUUGACAGCUCUGACAGUAUGGAUCAUAAGAAUGAAAUGAAACAGUUUGGUAAUGAAGUCACUGUUUCCUCUAGUAGAAGAGAUGAAUAUGGAUCUUCCUCACAACCUAAACAAAAUAAGAAAUUGACAUCUUAUAUGAACAAGCCUCACAGUGCUAGUGAGUACCAUAAUGUUCAGUCUAUGGACAGUGUGUGCUGGCCUACUGGCCAGAUUCCUCCUAUGUCCACACCAGUAACUGAACUUUCUCGAAUUUGUUCCCUUGUUGGAAUGCCACAACCAGAUUUCUCCUUUCUGAGAACACCACAGACAAUGACAGUUUGCCAGGUAAAAUUAUCUAACGGCUUACUGGUACAUGGGCCACAGUGCCAUUCUGAAAAUGAAGCCAAGGAAAAAGCUGCACUUUUUGCUAUACAACAAUUGGGCUCCUUAGGAGUGAAUUUCCCUUUGCCUCCACCAAUAUUUCCAAGUUAUCCUCCAGCUGUACCACCUGGAACCAUUCCUCCAGUUUUUCCCCAGCCUACUGGCUGGGAUCACUAUGGAAGCAACUUAGCAUUGGGGGCAGCUAAUAUCAUGCCUUCAUCAUCUCAUCUCUUUGGCUCAGUGCCAUGGGGACCACCAAUGCCAGUUCCUGGGAAGCCCUUCCAUCAUACAUCGUAUGCUGGGACCAUGCCAAUGGCUGGGGGAAUGUCAGCUGGUGUACACAAUCAGUUCAUACCUCUACAGGUAACUAAAAAAAGAGUUGCAAACAAAAAGAACUUUGAGAAUAAGGAGGCCCAGAGUUAUCAAGUCACCCCGCUUCACACUAGCCAGUCAGCAUCUUCUGAUGUCACCAAAGGAAUUCCACAGGAGACUUCAUCAGCUUCCUUACCAUCCUCUCAGAUCCCUCAACCUGCAUCUUCUUUUCAAGUUGCAGCUGCUUCCCCAGGCCAUAGUAUGCCUCACCAGAAGUUGGCACCAAGCUCUUCAAGAAGAAAAUCAAGAAAACUGGCUGUCAAUUUUGGCGUUUCUAAACCUUCUGAAUAAAUUUGGUACUUGGAAUUAAAUUUCUUUCCUUUCCUCCCACCUUUUUAUAAAUCCAUAUCUGUGUCUCACAAGAAAUUACAAUGUACUAUUUUAAAACAAUACAUUUCAAUUAAAUUUUUUCAUUUUCUAGUUGCCAGGCACUUUCAUGCUAUUUAAAAGACUGUAAAUCAAAUUGUGCAUCUUAAGUAUGUACAAUUUGUUUUACAUCAAUUAUACCUCAAUAAAGCUGUAAAAAAAAAAAAACUAAACUAAAACCUUGUGUUAAAAUACUAUCAGUGGACUGAGCAUUCACAUGUACCACUCUAACCAUUGGCCUUGUCAUUAAAAGCAUCCUGAACUAUGAAUUAGACACGGUACUGCAAUAAUAAUAAACAUUUUUUUUUUACACUGUCAUUGAGGGAUAAUUAAAUGGAGCAUGAAAAUUGGGCCUCAAGUAUAAUUUACUGAAUGUAGAUUUUAUUUCUCUUUUUAAUGAUGUAAUAGAAUUGUCAGGAGAGUGGCGCUUAUUUAUAGGUAUUUUAACUUAUGUUCUGUUAUCUCUGAGGGUCCUUUAGACCUGUUGUGACGUGAUCACAUUACGUCAUCUCUGAGGGCCCUUUAGACCUGUUGUGACGUGAUCACAUUGUGCUGGUGCUGCCAGUUUUGCUUUAUUCUCCAUUUUGUACCAAAGCAAUUUCAGAAUACUGAUCAGAAUAUUUCAUUUAACUGCUUAGAACUAUACAUAGUGAUCUAGAUUUGAGGAAAUAAUUACAAUUUUUUUGAUUAUUCAAGAACCAGCAUUAGUUAACCUCUAAUAAAAAAUUAAGUUUCAAAAUCUACAGGGUAUAAUGAUUACAAAUUAAUCUUCUGAUAGAAGUACAAAAUAUUAAUCAUGUAAUUAAUUAAAAUGUAUUACCCUUUUGUUUAGCUUUUUACUUGCUUACUUAAACAUACAUGACAGCUCCAUUGUUGAUCCAUGAGUAGUGUUUCCUGGGAUGAUGAAAUUCUAAAUUUUUAAAAAUUCCAAGGUUUACACAGGCACAAUUAGUAUAUAAUAUGUGUUAUUUACAUGACAAAUGCCCAUCCUCGUUCCCUCUCCAUACUUUUAGCUUUAUGCUGAACUGUGCAGUGACUCUGGCAUUUUAUCUGUACAUGUCAUGUGUGGGUGUGUGUUAUUCAACCUGUGGCUGUUGAAAUUAUAUCAGAGUUUAUGAAAAUUUCUCAGUGGUACCAGGGCCUGGAUUUAUAUACAUAUAUAUAUAUAUACAUAUAUAUAUUUAUGCUUUAGUUUUUGUGAUAUGCUUAUAUUUUUAAGGAAGUAAGUUAUCAUACUUUUUUAUAAGUAUUUUAAAAGUAGGAACCACAAUCUUUGUAUGGAGCUGCUUAUUAUUAUAUUUAGUUUCAUUUGGCUCAUUGAAAACUCUGCCGUGAGUCUUAGUCUAUUUGUUUUUUAAAAUGCUACUAUUGAGUUAAAUGGAUUUCUUUCUCUAACUGCUAAAUGUUAAGAGUUUCUCUAAGUGUUAAUAGGAUAUUUGUAUAUUAGUAGUGCCUUUAGUAUGAAAUAAGUGUUCAUUAUUUGUCAUUUAUGAUAGUCAUGUGAGUUUCUGUGAUUUUAUUUUCUAUUAAUUUUCCUAGAUUCAGAUGUUCAUUGGUUCCCAACAUUUCAUUUUUGGGAAUACAUGUUUCUCUGUAGUAGGAUCUGAAGUAAUGAGGCUCAAGUAAUUCUCAGAGUUUGUCCUUUUUGCCUCACAAAGUAAUUUUUUUUUUAUGGAAAUACAAAAAAGUUGAAUUGUGACAAUAAGAUUAUGUUAACCUCUACUACUUUAUAGUGUAUGAUAUUUUUCACCUUAUGUAACUGUACAAACUCCAGCAUUCAAGAAUUGCCUCACUCAUCAUUUCUCUGUGACCACCCUAUAUGAACAGUGUACAGCCCACAUCUUUAUUUAAGCACUGAAGAAGGAGCACAUGCCAUCUUCCAAAAACUUCAAGAGAAACUUUGAUAAGCAUAGUGCCACUGAACCCAUAUAAGGAGGUUUCCUCAAUAUUCAAACAAAGCAAAUUGACAGUUCUAGAUGGAUAGGCAAUAAGUGUUUUCUUUUCCUUCUUCUCCUAAAGCAACUCAAGACUAAAGAGAGAUUAAAAUGGGAGAGAAACCCAUAAUGACCAGAUAGUAUCAUGCAUUCGUCUAUAUUUUCUUCACCUUGUACACCUAUUCCAGAGAUGGGCCUGAGAGCAAUAGAUGUGCUCUCUCUGGAGAGGAUGUAAGAAGCAGAGACUGUAUCUCAUGAUAGUCUUGAGAAGUCUAGAUCCACUGAUAGAUUUGGGAAACUUACAGUUUUUCCUUUGUGGAUGGCACAGACUCAGCCUACCCCAAAAUUUAGAAAUAUGCCCAUUCAACUGUUGAAUCUGUUGUGGACUGUGUGUGGAAACUGUGGACUGUGUAGAGCACAGAAGAGCAGGUUCCCCAAAAUGCUUCAUGUUUCCACAUCACAAGAGCAGCUGAAUCUAUUUAAACUUUCCUGUCCUUACUAAAACAUUAUUUCUAGAUAACCUUGUUCAAUAAAGUGGUUUUUUUUUGUUUUUUGGUUUUUUUUGAGCAGAUUAAGUGAAUUCUGAAGCUUGGUCCUUUCAGUCCUUUUCACCAUUUCCAAUACAUUACCUGAGUCUUAGCAUUUUACGGAUAGACUGUAUUAAUUGAUUUAAAUAUUAUGCAGACUCAUGUCUUAAACAUCUGGGACUCAGUUGCCUGAAAAAUUAAUUUCACCUCUAUGUGUACUUUGGUUUCAAUUUAAGACUUUCCUUGCUGUUCAGAGGGAUAAGUAGUUCUUUUAGAACUGGCAAACAAAAGUUUGAUCUUUUUUUUCCUCUUGGUGGGAGAGAUGAAGAACUCUUGCUGCGGGUUUUGUUGUUUAUUUCCUUUUUCAUGAUCAGGUACUUGCUUUGGUUUUAAACUGAUAUUUUUCAAACUAGUCUGGAUUUGGGAGGAGGGGCAGAUAGGGAGGCAGAAGGCAGAAGGAGACCAGUUAAAUAAGACCUGUCCUUCACUGCAUUUUCAGACUAUACUCUUCCUAGCUCAAGGACAUAGAUGAACUGCAGUGAUUUAUUUACUCACUUUUAAAUCAUCUGUUCUAUUUGUAUUAGUAAAUCAUACAUUAUCAUAGUGAUUGUCUAGUUUAAGAUAGCUAGAAUUGUCCCCCUCCCCACUAAAGUUCAUUCUAAUAUGCUUCAUCUCAUUGUCCAGAGCCUCUUUUUUUUAAAAGCCACUAUGUAUGAUUUCUCAGCUUUCUGAGCUUGCUAUAUUUCUUAGUACCAUCUUGCUUCCAAAUCGUGUUUUUACUGGGGAGCGGAAUUCAUUUACUGGAGAGAAAUGACAGACAUUCUCUACCUCUGGAAAAAGAAAAAAAAAAAGAAUCACAGAAGUCCCCUUAUCAUUUUUCUAGAGAGUGACAGACCUUAAACUGGCAGUGUUCUUUCUGUACAUCUUAUAAGCUUUGUCAGUGAAGCAGUCUUUUGCAGGAGCUUCCUUUCCUAGAUAGGAUGUUUCAGAAAGAGCUGGCUGAUAUUUCCCUCAGACUGCUCCAUCUUCCACCAGGGAGCAGUAAGAGACCAUGACGAUCAGAACGAGGACAGGCUGGAGUUUCACUGGCUUAUCUCCAACACCACUGAUGCGUCUUUCAGAGAGAGGAAAACAGAUACUAGUCUUCGUAGUUAAGAAUAUCAGAAAUCCAUAGAUGCUUUUGUGUAUGUUUGUGUGUAUCAGUGAACCAACAAUAAUGCCUUGCUCAAUCAAUGCAUUCAGCCAUCUCAAGUGCAAUUUGUGAUGGAGACUCUGGUUUCCAGUAGAUAAAGUUUUACGUAUUUAAACCUAUAGAAAUUAAUUUUUUUCCAACAAUACACCUAUUGCUGUUAUUUCAGCAGUUGACAUACUAGUAAAUUGCCAAGGCCAAAUAAUUAAAUGCCUGUAGAUGUUUUAGUGAUUGGAACCAAAUCUUCAUACUGUUUUCUCAUGAAGUAAUAGGAGUGAAUUUUUUGUUUGUUUUGGAACUUAAGGGCUUUUUUGGCCUUAAGUCUCAUAUUUUCUUUUGCCUGCAUCCAAUUGCUUCUUUGAGUGUUUGCAUCUAUUUUAAUAUAUGAGUAAUAGUGUACUGUAUCAUCAACAUGUUCAACAUUUUUUUCAUUUAAACAAUAGAAGUAAGUAUAAUUCAUACAUAUAGAUCUUAAUUCUUUUUUUCCCUCACAAAAGUAUUUUAUAAUUAACUGGAAUUUUUCAUUAGAUCUUAUACAGAGCAGUAUUUUAUUAAAAAUUCAAAAGGGAAGACUUUUAUGUGCUCAUUUUUUAGCUUUUGUUUUUUAAAUAUCUAUACAUUGUCUGCAAUUAAAGUGUUUUCAACUUGCAUUGGAAUGGACUCCAAAUGUAUUUUUCUGUUAAACUGUACAUUUGUAGAUUUUUGGCAUGAAGUUAGCCUCAAAAUGUUGUGUAAAAGGAUUUUAAAAUAUGAGUCACUGAAAGAGUUUAAACAUCUAUACAUGUUAAAUGCUAUAUGGAUUUUAAUUAAACAUUUGAGAAUGA
Messenger RNA from Bubalus bubalis (water buffalo), 10631 nucleotides. RefSeq names its product 5'-3' exoribonuclease 1 (gene XRN1). The coding region runs from base 860 to 6082 and encodes 1740 amino acids. Gene Ontology annotation, biological process: rRNA catabolic process; nuclear-transcribed mRNA catabolic process. NCBI's taxonomy places the organism in Eukaryota, Metazoa, Chordata, Mammalia, Artiodactyla, Bovidae. The transcript has 43 exons. The record is from RefSeq and is a predicted model, not a curated record. Gene Ontology annotation, cellular component: nucleus. Gene Ontology annotation, molecular function: RNA binding; 5'-3' RNA exonuclease activity.